Messenger RNA from Penicillium oxalicum, 885 nucleotides. RefSeq names its product DUF3632 domain-containing protein. NCBI's taxonomy places the organism in Eukaryota, Fungi, Ascomycota, Eurotiomycetes, Eurotiales, Aspergillaceae. The record is from RefSeq and is a predicted model, not a curated record. The transcript is spliced from 2 exons. Bases 1 to 885 code for a protein of 294 amino acids.
AUGUCAAAUAAGAACUUCAUUCGUCAAAUUGAGAGCAUGAGUGAGUUCAAACUGCUUCAAACAGUCGUCAAGGGUGAGAUCAAGAUCCAAGAUGCAGUCCAAAAAAUCGUCGACAGGACUAUGAGUACGUUACCAUCAGCUUCUGGGGCAACCCAGCGCAGCGAUAUCGGCCUCACGGAUUACAACGUCUCUCUUGCAGUCAUGGAGCUUGCGCAGCGUCUAGAAAUACCCGAUCGUGCCAGACUUGUUGAAUUUACUAUUCAUCUACAAGAACAAGUUGCGCUGGACCCAGCCUCAAAUGAGCCUCUGAAAGUUCAAGGAGAUAUACUUUGGAGAGAUAUGCCAUCGUUUGGCUAUACAGAGCUAGAGACCUGGUCCGAGUUUGGUGGUGCUUACAAAGACCCGUGUGAACCAACACUCGACGCAGAAAAACGAGAUCGCUGGGUGAAAUUGAACGCAUUCCUCGCCCAACUUACUCAAGCUGCAUGGAUUGACUACCCUGCCCUGGGGCAAGAAGCCCGGUACUCACCGUUGGACAAAUCACUCCGGGCUAUCUGGUCGUUGUCUAUGGCACUUGAGAGCGAAUCUCCUCCUGCAACAUUGCAAGACACGGCAGCAAUGGAGGCGGCUUGCCAAUGGCUGAUCUACGCCGGAGAGAGAUUGUGGAUCAACGUUCUUAAUGCUCGCACAUAUCCAAAAGUCGCAGGAGCUGGUCCUGGGAAAAGAUAUCAUAAAAGAGGCUGGACUGGCUUCACAAGAGAGCGAUGGGGACUGUGGGAAGAUGCAUUAAAAGAAGGACGAGCGGCUUGCAACGAUCAGCGAAUCUUGAAACUGAUGGAAGAGGCAUUAAAUAGCCUCCAAAAGAGUAUGGCACAAGAGAAAUAG